Molecule: messenger RNA, 1307 nt
Organism: Microdochium trichocladiopsis
Lineage: Eukaryota; Fungi; Ascomycota; Sordariomycetes; Xylariales; Microdochiaceae
Product: clathrin adaptor complex small chain-domain-containing protein
Exons: 4
Coding region: 126-851 (241 amino acids)
Biological process (GO): vesicle-mediated transport; protein transport
Cellular component (GO): AP-1 adaptor complex; intracellular membrane-bounded organelle
Molecular function (GO): clathrin-cargo adaptor activity
Source: RefSeq, a predicted model, not a curated record
CGACGACGCACGCUCUCCACCACCUACCUCAUGCUCUGCUACACAUACAGUUUUGCACUGGUCUUCCUAUCAUCCGUGCCGCCAUCAUCUGCCUGCAUCCUGGUGAUGUAGAAGCACCGUCCAGAAUGGCCAUCAACUAUCUGAUUCUGCUCUCGCGACAGGGCAAAGUGAGACUUGCAAAAUGGUUCACGACACUCUCCCCGAAAGAGAAGGCAAAGAUUGUCAAGGACGUCUCCCAGCUCGUCUUGGCUAGACGCACACGCAUGUGCAACUUUUUGGAAUACAAAGACACCAAGAUUGUCUACCGGCGAUACGCGUCCCUCUUCUUCAUCGGCGGCUGCGACUCUGACGACAACGAGCUCAUUACCCUCGAGGUCAUCCACCGAUAUGUCGAGCAGAUGGACAAGUACUACGGCAAUGUCUGCGAGCUCGACAUUAUCUUCUCGUUCACGAAAGCGUACUACAUCCUCGAUGAGAUAUUAUUAGCCGGCGAGCUGCAAGAGAGCAGUAAGAAGAACGUGUUGCGCUGCAUAGGCCAGCAAGACUCGUUGGAGGACAUGGAGGUACGUUCGACCGACGACUCGCCAUUUCCACUCCAUCAGAUUCUCCUCAAGCGUGGGGUUUCCAUCAUUCCCAUGUCGCCCACUGAUCCAUUCCCUUGCCUAGGUCGAGGACGAGGUCACGAAGAUCAUGUAACGAUGAAACAAUACUACACUGCCAAAGGCAGCAUGUUGCAAGCAGGCCUACAACGUCUAGCGACCAGAAGAGCGACCCGAAUAUGCACAUCUCGAUACCACAAUCAAUGCAAUAAUUUUCUGCUUACCGUUUCGCGAUUGACUACAGGAUGCUGAGCAGUUGGAGAAGAGCAUGAAACAAAACGGCUUCCUUUGAGGCUUUCGGACUCCUCGAUAGAUCGACUUCUGGCGAAACUGGGUGACUCCUUGCGACAAAUAGGCGCGCCGUCGCUCCGGCCUGAACGGCAGCUCUGGCAAUGGCCGGAGCUACGCAAGACUGGUCCGAACAACGAGCGGAGGGCCAGGCAAAAAUAUCGGAAGGAUAGUCGCGGACGCGUGGGCACAGCUACGGACGAUCCGCGUCAACCAGGGGCACCAGUCAUGGAUAGCAUUGGGGAUCAGCAAGGCGAAGAAAGGGGCAGUGGGAUGAUGUGUUGGCGCACGUGGAAGCAAGUGGGAGCUCAGAUACCAAGAACGCUUGAGGCACACCUCGAGCCAAGCAAAGAAAUGGACAAAGGCUAUCUAUCUUACGGCAUCGUGCCGGGUGGGCGUAGACCAUCAAAGUGUAGGUCG